UCGAGUUGUGUCUGCCGUGGUGUCUCACACUUGCAAAGCGUCAGUCUAAAGUCUGGAAAUGCUAGCAAUGUUAUUGCUAGCACUAGCAUGACUGUUCCCCACCGUGAAAAUGACAGUCCAAUCAGCAGACCAAGGGUGGAGGAAGUGUUAGGCAAGGAUAAAGCUUGCAGGUUACUCAGUUGGUACAAUGAGAACGAGGUUGUUGCUGACGCGAUUAUUGCUGAAACAUAUCCAAAGAAGGAGUGCCAUGGAUUGCCAAUAGGUUUUGCAGCAUACAAAGUAACUGUGAUUACGUCUCAUGUUGAUGACGCCAUUCUCCACAAGCAAUCCGGUGAGUUGAAGCGUGUAAUAGAAGAUGUAGGAACUUAUACCACAUGGGCCAAGGAUCUGAUAUUUCCUGCCAUCUGAC
Papaver somniferum (opium poppy) is the source of this 409-nucleotide messenger RNA. RefSeq lists its product as uncharacterized. The record is from RefSeq and is a predicted model, not a curated record. The transcript has 2 exons. NCBI's taxonomy places the organism in Eukaryota, Viridiplantae, Streptophyta, Magnoliopsida, Ranunculales, Papaveraceae. Bases 88 to 408 code for a protein of 106 amino acids.